Molecule: messenger RNA, 1011 nt
Organism: Melanaphis sacchari
Lineage: Eukaryota; Metazoa; Arthropoda; Insecta; Hemiptera; Aphididae
Exons: 4
Coding region: 1-1011 (336 amino acids)
Biological process (GO): DNA integration
Molecular function (GO): nucleic acid binding
Source: RefSeq, a predicted model, not a curated record
AUGUGGGAUGGUGUGAAAAUUGUGCAUGGUAAACCACGCCACAGCCAAACACAAGGAUCCAUCGAAAGGGCAAACCAAGGUUUCCAAAAUAUACUGAGAGCUAUGAUGGAAGAUAAUGACACUACAAAAUGGUCAGAAGCAUUACCAUUUGUCCAAUUUGCGAAAAAUACAACGUAUCAUCAAGGUAUAAAACAAACGCUAUACGAAGCUAUGUUUGGCACUAAAGCACAAAGAGGUCUUUUAACAUCUUCUCUUCUACGAGAACAAAUAGAAAAACUAGCAACAAAAGAGGAGUUAGAACAAAUACUUCAGUCUGUAACCCCUCAAACUGACCCAGAAAGUAAAGGAAGUGAUGAAAAUGAAGUAGAGGAAGAGUAUAACGGUAAAAGCGACGAUAAUCUUGACAAUCAAGCAAAUAAUGAUGAAGAUAAGCUCAGCGAUAAAAUUGAUGGCAAAAACCAAAAUGAAUUAUUAAACAUAAAUGAAAAGAAGGAGAAUACAAUUAAGAAUAGAGCUUUGGCACUAAAUGGACUUCAAACACAAGCAAGUGUAAUGCUGCGAUCGUCGAACCAAAAAUUUCCGCCUGCUCAAGUGGGUGAUACUGUUCGAGUGCGAGUUCCAGAUAUCGAUCGAGGACGUAUGGAUUACCAAAAUAUCUUGGCUGUUAUAAUGGACGUUGAUAAUGACUUAUACAAAUUAGGAACAAAAUAUAGGAUUAUUAGUCAGCUGUACACUCGAAAUCAAUUUGCAGUGUGCAAAGAAAAAUUGAUAUCGUUAAACGACGUUUUAUCCAAUCAGAAAAUGUCUUUGAGACAGGUAUCGACAGCUGCUUCCAAAAAGUGGUGGCCAAGAUAUCAAAAAUCUGUUCCAAGAAUAUUUAGUACAACUUCUCGUGAUUAUUUUGAUACCAAAAUCAUGUUUCUACGAUCAACCAGGCCUGAGUACUAUUGGAAGUACGAAAGCAUGUUUUGGCAAAAAAAUUAUGAAUUUGCCGUCGUCAUGUGCUGCUAA